AUGGACGUAUGGGCUGUGUUGAUGCGCAAUGACAAAGGAGGAGGCAUUCCCAACUCCAACCUCACAAAGACCGAUCUGGACGCACUUGAAGCCUUCAUUAAGGAUGCAGACAGUAUCCGUGAGCCUCUGAUAGCGUUGGUCUACAAAGCGUUGGGUUGGCGUUUCCACGACGGUGCUAGUAAAGCCAUCCGCGCGGCACUCACACUCACACCACCAGCACUGCAGGCACACGGCAGAGAUGCCAC
Sphaeroforma arctica JP610 is the source of this 245-nucleotide messenger RNA. RefSeq lists its product as hypothetical. The record is from RefSeq and is a predicted model, not a curated record. The transcript has 2 exons. The annotation marks the transcript as partial. NCBI's taxonomy places the organism in Eukaryota, Ichthyosporea, Ichthyophonida.